Molecule: messenger RNA, 705 nt
Organism: Chaetomium strumarium
Lineage: Eukaryota; Fungi; Ascomycota; Sordariomycetes; Sordariales; Chaetomiaceae
Product: RNA polymerase
Exons: 3
Coding region: 1-705 (234 amino acids)
Biological process (GO): DNA-templated transcription
Cellular component (GO): RNA polymerase I complex; RNA polymerase II, core complex; RNA polymerase III complex
Molecular function (GO): DNA binding
Source: RefSeq, a predicted model, not a curated record
AUGGAAGAAGAGAACAACGCCGCUGUCUUUGCGAAGGAGGUCACGCGCCUCUGGCGCGCCUGGAGGACCAUCCACGAGAUGGUGCAGGACCGGGGCUACGAACUGGCCGAAGACGAAGUCAAGAUCUCGCUCGACCGCUUCCGCUCCGAGUACACCAACGACGAUGGGAGCCCGAACCGGGCGAAGAUGCAGUUCUCUGCCCGUCCGUCCGAAUCAAUGAUAAAAAAGUUCACCCCUCCACCAACUCCCUCUAACCCGGACCCGGCGCCAGAAUGCGGCACCAUCUGGGUCGAGUUCUGCCCCGAGAAGUCUUCCAUCGGCAUCAGCGUCAUGAAGAAGUUUAUCGAGCAUUGCGCGCAGAACAACUUCAAGGCCGGGAUCCUGGUGACGGCGGUGGCGCUCUCGUCGCAGGCGCGCAAGGUCAUGACGGUCACGUCCCAGUUCACGCUGAUCGAGUGCUUCCUCGAGGAGGAUCUGCUCGUCAACAUCACGCACCACGAGCUGGUGCCCAAGCAUGUGCUGCUCAGCCGCGAGGAGAAGGCCGCGCUGCUGAAGCGGUACCGGCUCAAGGAGACCCAGCUGCCGCGGAUCUUGAGCAAGGACCCGAUCGCCAGGUAUCUGGGGCUCAAGAAGGGCCAGGUCGUCAAGAUCAUACGGACGAGCGAGACCGCCGGGCGGUAUGCGAGCUAUAGGCUUUGCGUAUGA